CACAGACUUCCUGCUUCACCCACUGGUGUCCCCCUGCUGUUCUCUCCGCCUUCCAGGAGCCAUCCCUGCCCCAGCCCCUGACCAGGGAAGGGGCAGGAGCAGGUGGCAAACCCAGCCUCCAGCCUCCAUUGUCCUUGGACGUUGUCAUUGCCUCUUACACCCAUGAGCCUUUGAGGAAGACUGCUAUAGGAUGACUUUGGGACCAGGAUGGUGAUCUGAAAAUGCCCACUGAGCACAAACAGCAGCUCCCCGAGUUUCCAGAGUCUUUCCUCUCUUCUCGUGCCUCUUCCGUAGGAUGUUCACCAUGACCAGAGCUUUAGAAGAGACUCUACGCCAGCACUUCAUAUACCAGAAGCUGGAGAUUGCCUAUGCCAUACACAAGCCAUUUCCCUUCCUCGAAGGCCUCCGAGACAACUCCUUCAUCACUGAGACGAUGUACAGGGAAUCCAUGGAAGCCUACAGAAAUCAGGUCCCUGUACCCAGACUGGUGUACAAUAUCCUCAGCCACCUGGAGAAGAUGUUCAACCUGUCAUUUCUGCAGAUGCUGUUCAGCCGAAUCAACCUGCUUGAAUACCCCCACCUGACAAUGAUCCUCAAGAGCUUCAGAAGUGUUGUCAUUUCCUAUGGAGGAUGGAACAGAGCCAGGCCUACCCUCCUUGAUGUCCCAGCCAACUCAGCCGAAGGGAGCUCCCUCCAGACCCUGCUGUCGUUGCCCCCACCCCAACACCGAUCACAGAGCCUCUCGCCCCACGAGCCCAGUGUCAGUGAGCCCAGCACAUCCACCCAGCACAGCACUGAGAUCUGGACUGAAUCAUCCAGCCCUCCUGGCCCUGCCGUGGCCCUCCCCAGAACCACCCAGGAAGGAAGGAUCACUCCAGAAGACUCACAAGAGGGACCUGGCACUCCGCCUGCCUCUGUGCAAGAGAUAAGAGAUGGCUCUCCUGAACCAAAUGACCCCAAAGAGUUCCAGGCGGCAUCCAUCACACUUCCCAACAAGAAAGGCAAGAAAAGAAAAAGAUGUAUCUGGUCAACUCCAAAAAAGAGACGCCAGAAAAAAAGCCUCUCAAAAGGGAGAGCCUCACCUGAACACACAAUCCAAAAAAAGCUCCGACUGAUGGAUCAGGCGACUGAAAGGAAGGACGAUUCAACCAGCAACUCAGAGGUCAUGACGAAGGCAACGAGUGGAUGUACCCAAACCUUUGGGCCAGACGAAAAGAAAAGGAACAACGAUGUCAGUUCAAGUUCAACCAGAAGGUGUCAGAAAAAUAUUCCCCCAAAGGAAAAACCCGAAGACGACCCCGUGGAUUUUCACUCUCCUAAACUUCCCGUGACGUGUGGUGAAGCUAGAGGGAUUUUAUAUAAGGAGAGACUGAAACGAGGAUCCUCAGAGAAGUGCAUUCAGAAUGAGGAGGGAAUUUGGUUCACCCCAAAAGAAUUUGAAAUUGAAGGAAAACGGGCAACUUCAAGGAAAUGGAAACAGAGUGUGCAUUGCAGAGGAAAGACCUUCGAAGAGCUGCUGAAGAAAGGACUUUUGUUCUGUCCCCCAAGAGUAAAUGUCAAGAGAAAGUGGCAGGAUUUCAAGGAAUGUGAGGUGUGCUGUAGAGGAGGACCACGGCUCUGCUGUGUCCCUUGUCCGAGAGCCUUUCGUGAAGAUCACAUCCCACCUGCAGAGGCUGAGAGGAACCUGUGGAGUUGCACCUUCGGCAGGAUGGAGUCUUCAGGAAGGCAGCAGUGUCACGGGAAAUCUGAGGUCCUGGAGGGGCUGCUACAGCCUGAGGAGCAGUUGAAAUGUGGGUUCCUCCUCUUGAAGGCCUACUGUCACCCACAAAGCUCCUUUUUUGCAGAAACCCCGCGUAAUAUAAGUCAUAUUUGUGAUUAUGGAGAGCCCUUUAAGGAAGCCAUGUGGUUGGACCUGGUUAAGGAAAGGUUGACUGAGGAAGUGUAUACGGUGCCGUGCUUUGUGCGGGACACGCGCCUGAUCUUCCACAACCAUAAAAUGUUUUACAAGUCUUCUGACUUUGGUCAGAUAGGAUUGGACUUGGAGGCAGAAUUUGAAAAGGACCUCAAAGAGAUGUUUAUUUUUUGCAAAGCCAAUGAGAACAGCUUCCAGACUCUUUGACACUGUUCUAGAAAAACUAAGGCACCCCAACUUCAGGAUCCAGAUGAUGUGACCCUGGCCAUCUUUAGACAGCCAGUGAGUCUAGAAUGUUAUUGGCUGCCCUCUUGACUCAAAGCCAGAGCCUUGUACCAUCAUCACACCUGUCUUUUCUUUCUACACCUAAAAGUGUGUGUGUGUGUGUGUGUGUGUGUGUGUGUGUGUGUGAAAUACACUUCUCAUCCCCAUCUAAGGCCUCUUCCUUCUCAAUAUUUACAUCUCUCUUCUCCCACAGUAUAUAUACUCAUUUGUUCAACUAAAACAAUACUACAACAAUAGCUUCAGAAUUUCUACCCUCACAUCACUAUGAAAAAGAAACUAAACUGA
Messenger RNA from Neofelis nebulosa (Clouded leopard), 2482 nucleotides. Its product is annotated as sp110 nuclear body protein-like. The record is from RefSeq and is a predicted model, not a curated record. NCBI's taxonomy places the organism in Eukaryota, Metazoa, Chordata, Mammalia, Carnivora, Felidae. Gene Ontology annotation, biological process: regulation of transcription by RNA polymerase II. Gene Ontology annotation, molecular function: DNA binding; protein binding; DNA-binding transcription factor activity, RNA polymerase II-specific. Gene Ontology annotation, cellular component: nucleus.